This is a messenger RNA of Exophiala mesophila, 309 nucleotides long. RefSeq lists its product as uncharacterized. NCBI's taxonomy places the organism in Eukaryota, Fungi, Ascomycota, Eurotiomycetes, Chaetothyriales, Herpotrichiellaceae. The coding region runs from base 1 to 309 and encodes 102 amino acids. The transcript has 3 exons. The record is from RefSeq and is a predicted model, not a curated record.
AUGCCUGUCUAUCAUAUUGUUUUGUUCAAACUGAAGCCAGGCGUCACUGCCUCACAGUUGACUGAAUGGAAAGAUGAGGCCAAGGCACUGAUUGGCCAGAUCCCAGGGCUUGUUGCCAUGGAGGUCGGCCAGCCAUUAGCUAUAACAGCACAGAGAGCACAAGGCUUCGAUAUGGGCCUAGUCUCGACGCUAGAAGGGGCCAGCUACCUGAAAGGCUAUGCAGAACAUCCGGCACAUCUGAAGAUCGCGAGAUUUCGCACGGAGUUGUGCACAGAUUCUCUGACCUACGACUUGGAAUUCUUCGCCUGA